AUGGGCUACUUGACAGUAUUGGAUGAACAAGGUCAGGCAUACAAGUUAAGGUCUACUUCCCUGCAGACUGCCAUGGAACUUUCAUUGCUCGAAGCUGUGGCGCGCCGUUUUGUGACUGGAUUUCUUGGACGCUUCAUCUCUAGUGGCUGUUUAAUUUUAGAAGAGGAAGGAGGCACAAGUUUUAUUUUUGAGGGAACCAGCAAAAAAUGUUCCCUGAAAGUUGUUAUGAGAGUCCACAAUCCCCAGUUUUACUGGAAGGUAAUGACCUGGGCUGAUAUAGGCCUUGCAGAUGCUUAUAUGAAUGGAGAUUUUUCCUUUCCAGACACCGAUGAAGGUCUGCUAAAUCUAAUCUUGGUGCUGAUUGCCAAUAGAGAAGCAAAUAAAUCGGUCUCAAAAUUGAAUAAGAAACGGGGUUGGUGGACACCCUUGCUUUUCACAUCUGGUAUUACAUCUGCAAUAGCUUUCUUGAAGCAUGUUUUAAAUCAAAAUACCCUUGCACAAGCUCGCAGGAAUAUCUCUCAUCAUUAUGACAUGAGCAAUGAGAUUUUUGCUAUGUUCUUGGGUGAAACAAUGGCAUACUCCUGUGCAAUAUUUAAGACCGAAGAUGAAGACUUGAACACAGCACAACUGAGGAAAUAUUCCCUUCUGAUUGAAAAGGCACAAAUCAAUAAGGAGCAUGAAGUUCUUGAGAUCGGUUGUGGUUGGGGAGGGUUGGCUAUUGAAGUUGUCAAGCAAACAGGAUGCAACUACACUGGCAUCAGUCUAUCGAAGGAGCAGCUAAAAUUUGCAGAAAUGAAAGUUAAGGAAGCUAACCUCCAGGAUCGUGUCAGAUUUCUUCUCUGUGACUAUCGUGAAUUGCCAGAAACUUACAAAUAUGAUAGAAUCUUAUCCUGUGAAAUGGUGGAACAUGUUGGCCAUGAAUACAUGGAAGAGUUCUUUGGCUGCUGUGAAUCUAUAUUGGCAGAAGAUGGCAUUUUGUUCUACAGGUGA
Molecule: messenger RNA, 990 nt
Organism: Hevea brasiliensis (rubber tree)
Lineage: Eukaryota; Viridiplantae; Streptophyta; Magnoliopsida; Malpighiales; Euphorbiaceae
Exons: 12
Coding region: 1-990 (329 amino acids)
Molecular function (GO): methyltransferase activity
Source: RefSeq, a predicted model, not a curated record